This is a messenger RNA of Rotaria sordida, 693 nucleotides long. Lineage: Eukaryota; Metazoa; Rotifera; Eurotatoria; Philodinida; Philodinidae. The record is from the annotation of a GenBank genome assembly.
AUGAAUGAACUUAAUAAAAGUCAAAUAAAUAAAGAAACACAUGAUUUUCUUGUUAAUCUUGAUUAUCCAUUCGGUAUCGAUAAAGAAUCAAAUCCAACAAUUGUUUUUCUUCGUACACCGAAUGAUUUUAAACAAAUUCUAGAAGAUCUUUCGAAAGAAUUUCUUGUUGAUUCUGAGAAUUUUCAAGCCGGUGAUCAAUUUCUUGUUGCAUUUGUUAAUAAUCAAAAUGAUAUUAAUAAAACAAUAACACGUUAUGCACAUCGUAUUAGUGAAAAUGGAAAAUUUUGGUUUAUAUCAAAUCAAUAUACAUUAUUAAAUGAUGAAAAUAAUUUUCUUACACUAAUCAAUUCACAAUUUAAAUCUUCACAACCAUUAAUUCAACUUAAAAAUAAUUAUUACGCGAAAUUAUUUCAAUUAAAAGAUAAUAUAACAAAUAUUGCAAAUAUAGAACAUUAUCGAACACGAAAACGUGAAGCAAUACGAGAAAAUAUGAAUAAUGAAAAACGAAGUUCAAUACGAUUAUCUCCAAAAGUAGAGGCAAAUUUUCUUAAAUAUUUUUUAAAUAAUGAUCAAUUAUUAAAAACAAAUCAUAUUGAAAAUGACGUAAAACAUAUAUCGAAGGGAAAUAAUAAUUUAAAUCUUACACAACCAAAACAUAAUCUUACCAAUGUUUUAAUUAAAAAAAAAUCUUAA